AGGGGUGGCGCGGCCGCCAGUGGGGGCGCUGAGCUCAGAGCUGCCGCAGCGCCCCAGCCAGAGCAGAAGCGCGCGAGCGAGCAGGGCGCUAGGAGCGAGCGGUGGCUGGCGACGCACCCAAGGCCAGGGCACUACUGCGCCCCAGCUCAGGGCUCGCGCCCCGCCUGCUGCAGACCAAGCUGAGCGCCUGGCCACUGCCCGAUCCCCCAUCGGCCCCGAGCCCACACCAGCCCGUCCUAGCCGAGCCCCUGCAUCCGCCUGCCGCUGCUGCAGCCGCAGCCGCAGCCGCAGCUCCAUCCCCAGCCCGGAACCCGCAUCCAGGCCGCCAGGAUGGACGUGUUCAUGAAGGGCCUGUCCAUGGCCAAGGAGGGCGUCGUGGCCGCCGCGGAGAAAACCAAGCAGGGGGUCACCGAGGCCGCGGAGAAGACCAAGGAGGGUGUCCUCUACGUCGGAAGCAAGACCCGAGAGGGGGUUGUACAAGGAGUGGCCUCAGUGGCUGAGAAAACCAAGGAGCAGGCAUCUCAUCUGGGAGGAGCCGUGUUCUCUGGGGCUGGGAAUAUCGCAGCAGCCACAGGCCUGGUGAAGAAGGAGGAAUUUCCCACCGAUCUGAAGCCAGAGGAAGUGGCCCAGGAAGCUGCAGAGGAGCCGCUGAUUGAGCCCCUGAUGGAGCCAGAAGGGGAGAGUUAUGAGGAACCGCCCCAGGAGGAGUAUCGGGAGUAUGAGCCAGAGGCGUAAGGGCCCAGGACGGCCCCCCACCAGCAGCACAAUCCCUUCCCUGUCCCGUGCCCCGCCCCCCAAGAGCCAGGGUUGUCCUUCUACCCCUUCCCCUUAAAACACGAGAUCUUCCUUCGCUCCGAGGCGCCCCCUCGGAGCCUGUGUUAGAGUCUAUCUGUCUGUCCCACCUGCCCGCGUCCAACCCCGGGGCGUGGACAGGGCCGGGGCUGCGGCCAUGGCUGGUAGCCUCGCCCCACCUAUGUUGCCCCCUCCCAACCCCAUCCCAUCCCAUCCCAUCCAGUGUCUGCGCGAAUGUAGCAUGUUCGAUGUGUUUUUAAACGAAUCGGAAAGCAACGGCUCCCCUCCACCCCCGACAGAGGCUCUCUGAGGGGCCCCGGGCAGCCCCAGAACCCCCCCUCCACCGCAUUCCCACAUCGACCCCAAGAACCUUUUUUUUUUAACCAAAACCAGGAGCCAGGCUGUGCCAUGCCCCUCCCCCAGCCGGCCCGGUCCGAGCGCGGGCGUCGUGUGUCGUGAUUGUGGCAUGGAGAGUACCCCACCCCCGUGUGAGCGUGUCCCGGGCGGGCGGGCCCGGCCGCCCCCCGGGUGUCCAUGAAUAAAGCCAAUCUGUCUGUA
Balaenoptera musculus (blue whale) is the source of this 1350-nucleotide messenger RNA. RefSeq names its product synuclein beta (gene SNCB). The transcript has 6 exons. Bases 331 to 735 code for a protein of 134 amino acids. Gene Ontology annotation, molecular function: cuprous ion binding. NCBI's taxonomy places the organism in Eukaryota, Metazoa, Chordata, Mammalia, Artiodactyla, Balaenopteridae. Gene Ontology annotation, biological process: synaptic vesicle endocytosis; synapse organization; chemical synaptic transmission. Gene Ontology annotation, cellular component: neuronal cell body; cytoplasm; axon terminus. The record is from RefSeq and is a predicted model, not a curated record.